AUGUCCGACGAGAAACAUUGGGAUUCUAAAUUCUCCGAUCGGAAUCUCCACCAGAAAGUCCACAAGCUCCUCGAAUCGGCGCCGUUUCGGAACCCCAGUUGGGGAGGGCUAGUUUCUGGUGAUGUAAAGCUCACGGUGGUGACCAAGGACUGUUAUAGUUGUUUCUGUUCAAGUCCUUAUUGGGUUAGAAGAGCUGAUUGGUUGAUUUAUUAUGCUUAUUUUGAUUCAUUUUUGUUUUGGGUUGUGUUGAUGUUGUUGGUAGCUCCGUUGCAGGGAAACUUCCAUAUCCAGAAGAGUCGCUGCUCUGCUUGUGCAUACCCAGCUGUCCGCACCAGGAAAUUCAAUUGGAGUGUGAAGGCCAUCAGGAGGAAGACCACCGGGACUGGAAGGAUGUGGUAUCUGUGCAAUGUCCCACGCAGGUUUAAGAGCGGUUUCAGGGAAGGUACAAGCAAGAGCAGUGAUUGUUUUGAAUCUUUUAAGAUGAAAUCUGACUAUGAAUUCAUCAUGGUGAAAAAAAGAAAUGGAUGGUCUAGUCUUUGAAGUCUGAGGCCGAUGAUCAGUUCUUCCAAGGCCGUAUUUGUUAGUUGCGAAUCUUCAGAACAAGCUUGGCGAAGCAAAUCAAGAGUAUUGUGUGCAAAAUGAUUGAUAAAAUGGCGCAAUAAGGUUUGUAGAAGCCAACUGCAAUUGAAGACUAGGUUAUUGCACUAUUGAGGUGUGAUGAUGAGAUUGUGAAUGUUUUGGA
Molecule: messenger RNA, 742 nt
Organism: Rosa rugosa (rugosa rose)
Lineage: Eukaryota; Viridiplantae; Streptophyta; Magnoliopsida; Rosales; Rosaceae
Exons: 5
Coding region: 1-540 (179 amino acids)
Biological process (GO): translation
Cellular component (GO): cytosolic large ribosomal subunit; ribosome
Molecular function (GO): RNA binding; structural constituent of ribosome
Source: RefSeq, a predicted model, not a curated record